AUGGUGAUGGUGAUGGUUGUGGUGGUUAUGGUGGUGUUUGUGGUGGUGGUUAUGGUGAUGGUUGUUUGUGGUGAUGGUAAUGAUUGUGGUGUUCGAGGUGGUAAUGGUGAUGAUGGUGAUGGUGGUGGUGUUGGAGUUGGUAAUGGUGGUGAUGCUGAUGGUGGCGGUGGUGGGGUGGUUCUGGUGGUUCUGGUGGUGGUGAUGAUGAUGGUGGUGGUGGUGGUUGUGGUUUUGGAGGUGGUGAUGAUUGGUGGUGGUGAGGAAGGUGGUUAUGGUUGUGGUGUUGGUAAUGGUGAUGGUGAUGAUGGUGGUGAUGGUGAUGGUGGUGGUAAUGGUGAUGGUUGUGGUAAUGGUGAUGGUGAUGAUAAUGGUGGUGAUGGUGAUGAUGGCGGUGAUGGUGAUUAUGGUAGUGGUGAUGUUGGUGGUGGUAGUGGUGAUGGAUGGUUGUGGUGA
Mizuhopecten yessoensis (Yesso scallop) is the source of this 453-nucleotide messenger RNA. RefSeq names its product glycine-rich cell wall structural protein-like. NCBI's taxonomy places the organism in Eukaryota, Metazoa, Mollusca, Bivalvia, Pectinida, Pectinidae. The record is from RefSeq and is a predicted model, not a curated record. Bases 1 to 453 code for a protein of 150 amino acids. The transcript has 2 exons.